This is a messenger RNA of Exophiala xenobiotica, 1154 nucleotides long. RefSeq lists its product as uncharacterized. Bases 616 to 930 code for a protein of 104 amino acids. The transcript has 2 exons. NCBI's taxonomy places the organism in Eukaryota, Fungi, Ascomycota, Eurotiomycetes, Chaetothyriales, Herpotrichiellaceae. The record is from RefSeq and is a predicted model, not a curated record.
CGGCAUUUCAAUUUCAUCCAAACUGCCAAUCUCAGCUCGUCGACGUACUUGGACUUACCAGUUCUUGCCAUUCUUUCUUCAACUCAGACCCUCUACGUCUUGUCUCAGUUCAUCACCUUCGGAUACGGCCAUCAACGGACGCUGUGAAAAGCAGACCAAAAAUGCGAAAAAUGGCAUUCAACUUCCUCUGAUAAUUGCUGACCAUCAUAUCACCUCAGCAUUGGGUCCAUCACCAAUGAUGCCCUAACUGAGUUCCUCAGACGCGCUCAGAAUAACCAGUACAAUAGAUCCUGCGAGCCUGGGAUCAUUUACAUUCAAGAUAAGUCCUUCACAGUAUUCGUGGGCGAGUAAAGGGUACUAGUACGAGUAUGGAUGAUCUUUCACAUCCGACUAAGAUCAUCUCUGAUUCCGCGCAUCAUCUCAUACAAGCAUCCUGCAGCCGGAUAUCUUGAUCCGCCCGUUCGGGCUCUGAACUCGGUAUGACCUAAAAUAGGUAUGUUCUCGAGAAGAAAGCAACGAAUCGUAAGAGUCCUGCAAUGGCCAAAUUGGGUUGUAACCCGACUGUGGUGCUGAUAUCGACUCGGGUCCUUGCUUUGAAGAACUACUGUUGUACUAAUGUGCCAUUCUAAACAACCGUUGUGCUCACAUGCAAUCCAACACUCCCUCAACACGGUUAUUGACGCUCCUUUUCCAUUGCAACGGGGUGAAAUCACACCACUCGCUGACUCGAUACGAUACCUCGAAUCUCGAAAUGAGGAGACAACCGAGGUCAUGACCUCGAGACCACUCGAGUCAGAGAUACCAAGCUCUCUGCACAAUCCCCCUGCCUGUCAAAACCAUCACAUCCUCCAAUCAAUUCCAGGCCAUCCUCCGAUCUAUUGCCUACCCCGGAUUUUGUCAACCCCGAACGUCCAAGAUGCAUUAUUAUGAGGGGAGAAGUGGAGAUGCGAAGCCGGCCGCACCAAAUCAUUUCUCUCCAUGAGGUCAGGUCGGUUCCGCUCCUGUCGGAUGAGGAGAGGGCUACGACUACGAGUUGCACGAUGCCGCCGGCUCUCAUCGGGGCUCAUGCAGAAGAGGAGUAGCUGCAUCCUUUUCACCGGAGAUCAGUUGCCUGUCAUGGAGGGGGUUGCCAGUUCCCCCUCCUUGGACCGAUA